AUGAUAAAAAGAACAGGUUACCCCGCCGAAGCUCACGUUAUAACGACAGAGGAUGGCUAUCUUUUGACAUUACAUCGUAUCCCAGGUGGCAAAAAUUCUCUACCUGUAUUAUUGCAACACGGUCUUGUUAGUAGUUCCGCCGCAUGGAUCGUUCUUGGCAAAGGCAAAGCACUUGCUUACCUACUAGCAGAUCAAGGAUACGAUGUCUGGCUGGGAAAUUUCCGUGGUAAUGUCUAUUCAAGAGCGCAUAUUUCCUUAUCUCCGUCAAACUCAACAUUUUGGGAUUUCAGCUAUCACGAAAUGGGCAUCUACGAUUUACCUGCAAUGAUUACAUUUAUUACAAAUAUGACGUCACAACCAUUACACGCGUACAUUGGUCAUUCGAUGGGUACAACCAGUUUUUAUAUAAUGGCAUCAAAGCGUCCGGAAAUCGCUCGAAUGGUACAAAAGAUGAUCAGCCUCGCACCAUUAGCCUUUAAAAACCAUAUGAAAAGUGUGAUACGAUAUUUUCUGCCCUUUUUCAGUGAGCUUCAGAAAAUGAUGGAAGUUCUGUUUCGCGGCGAAUUUCUGCGGAGAGAUUGGACCAAAUUUUUUGCGAAUUUCUGCAACCAGAGUUUAACGACGCAGGAGUUUUGCGUCGAAAUGAUGUUCCUAAUAUACGGUUACAACUCUGAACAAUUCAAUUACACUCUGUUACCUCUCAUCAUGAAGCACGACCCAGCCGGCUCCUCGGUUAAGACACUUCUUCACUACAUUCAAACAUUUCAAUCGAGAAAAUUUCGCGAAUAUGACUACGGUCGCGAGAAAAAUCUGAUGAUGUACAACUCGGUGGAACCUCCGGAUUACGAUCUAUCGGAAAUCAUGGUACCAAUCGCUUUGUUGUACGCCAACAAUGACUUGGUGGCCGACCCUGUUGAUGUGAAGAGAUUGUCCCGUUUACUACCAAACGUAAUAGACCUAUAUGAAAUACCGUUGCCUAAUUUUAAUCACGUGGACUUUGUAUGGGCCAAGGAUGCGCCAAAACUCGUGUACGAAAGAGUUUUCACGAUCAUCACAGAGGAGAAUUCAAAUAUUACGUUUACGGAAUAAAGUUACAUUUAUGGAAUAACGUCGAUAUAAUAAAAAUAAUAAAUAAUGAAAUAAUUAUUAUACGUUAAACAUUUAAAAGGGCAAGAGAUUGAUGACAACUCCAAUCGUUAAUUUUAAAGAAAUAUAAAUAUUAUAAUAUUAUAAUAUUGUAUUAUUACUUAUAAUUAGUACUAACACAAAUUAGAAUAAUACAUGCAUUUUUAAGCUAUUGUUCCGUCUAAUAAUGUAUUCGUCGCGAUGGAUCGAAAGUUUGGCUGAAAUAUGACAAAUACACAGAAAUGCAUUCAGUAAAUUACUCUUGAAUAUAUGAAGAGUAUUUAAUUUUAAAAACAUUAUUUCUCAAUAUAAAUCUUACACUUUACAAAUUUGUAAUGUUUCUAUAAAGCUAUAAAUGUAUAUAUUUUCUAUAUUACUAUUAAUAAAACUGUCACUAUACAGUGUAA
Messenger RNA from Nylanderia fulva, 1532 nucleotides. NCBI's taxonomy places the organism in Eukaryota, Metazoa, Arthropoda, Insecta, Hymenoptera, Formicidae. The record is from RefSeq and is a predicted model, not a curated record.